Messenger RNA from Solenopsis invicta (red fire ant), 1208 nucleotides. RefSeq names its product protein lin-7 homolog C (gene veli). Gene Ontology annotation, molecular function: protein binding. The coding region runs from base 446 to 1042 and encodes 198 amino acids. NCBI's taxonomy places the organism in Eukaryota, Metazoa, Arthropoda, Insecta, Hymenoptera, Formicidae. The transcript has 5 exons. The record is from RefSeq and is a predicted model, not a curated record. Gene Ontology annotation, biological process: neurotransmitter secretion; protein localization to basolateral plasma membrane; maintenance of epithelial cell apical/basal polarity. Gene Ontology annotation, cellular component: synapse; cell-cell junction; basolateral plasma membrane.
CGACAGGUCCUUAUCUUGUCAAUUUGAGUGAAUGAAAAAAAGUCUGUUUGGGCCAUCGAACGUGUGCGGACGUGUAUUAACGGAAAUAUUUUUGAAUCCGCCGAUUGCAUCACAAUCGGCAAUUAUCUGUGUUUAGUUACAACCUCAAUUUUGUUUACACAUUAAGACUGUAUUGUAUUUCACACCUAGGCUUGGGAUUAUGGUCGUAUCGUCCCCGCGUUACGGUAGAGGGACGAAUACCAACAUUGAACUGAACUGAACUGAACUAAGUGAAUGAAAAUAAACAUUGACCCAUUUACACUCAAGAGUACUCAAUAACUUGGAUAUAAGUUUGCAGUAGUAGAUAAAACUUUUAUUAAACUGUAUUUUUUGCAAUAUCUUAUAGUAUAUACGUAUACACAGAAUAAUUGAGCAAGAAAAUCUUAAAUUAUCGCAACAUAAAAAUAUGGCUACCAUGGGCGAGCCUCUCACUUUAGCAAGAGAUGUCAAAAGAUCUAUAGAAUUAUUAGAUAAAUUGCAAAAAGGAGGAGAGGUUCCUACAAUCAAAUUGGCAGCAUUACAAAAAGUAUUGCAAAGUGAUUUUCUCAGUGCAGUACGGGAAGUAUAUGAGCAUGUGUACGAGACUGUUGAUAUUCAGGGUUCACAGGAUGUACGUGCAUCUGCAACGGCAAAAGCAACUGUUGCCGCUUUUGCAGCUAGUGAGGGUCAUGCGCAUCCACGUGUAGUUGAAUUGCCAAAAACAGAAGAAGGACUUGGUUUCAAUGUAAUGGGAGGUAAAGAACAGAAUUCACCAAUUUAUAUAUCUCGUAUAAUUCCUGGCGGUGUUGCUGACAGACAUGGUGGUUUAAAACGUGGAGAUCAACUUUUGUCUGUUAAUGGAGUGUGCGUCGAAGGUGAAAAUCAUGAAAAGGCUGUAGAAUUACUAAAGCAAGCUCAAAAUUCGGUAAAAUUAGUGGUUCGUUACACUCCACGUGUUCUUGAAGAAAUGGAAUUGCGUUUUGAUAAACAAAGGGCUGCUCGUAGACGUCAACAUAUGCAAUAAAUAUCACAAGUGCAAAAUAUUUAAUUUACUAUAAAAAAAAUGCAAAUUUAUAAACUAUGAUCUAUCUAAACAUUUAAACUAUUUAAUCUAAUAAUUAUAAUUUAGCUAGCGUAUAUUCAUUGUAUUCAUGUUCUUGUUCAUCAAUAAAUAUAAUCUGUUAUCUACA